AUGGCAGAAAAGGAAGGAGGAAUCGUCAAGAAGGGCCAAGAAGAGGGCUUGAAAAUGGCUGUCGCUCUGCUAGAAGAGUUUGGACUUCCUGCAGGACUUUUGCCCCUUGCUGAUGUGAUUGAAGUCGGUUUUGUGAGGAGCACUGGCUACAUGUGGAUCCUGCAGAAGAAGAGAGUGGAACACAACUUCAAAAUGAUUAGCAAGCUUGUCAGCUACCACACCGAGAUCACUGGUUAUGUGGGGCAGAAGAAAAUCAAGAAGCUCAAAGGAAUUAAGGCUAAGGAGCUUAUGUUGUGGCCCCCGGUCAGUGAGAUAGUUGUCGAUGAUCCACCCACCGGGAAAAUUCACUUCAAGAGCCUUGCUGGGAUCACCAAGACUUUCCCUGUCGAGGCGUUUGCUGCUGGCCAGUAG
Messenger RNA from Morus notabilis, 411 nucleotides. RefSeq lists its product as uncharacterized. NCBI's taxonomy places the organism in Eukaryota, Viridiplantae, Streptophyta, Magnoliopsida, Rosales, Moraceae. The coding region runs from base 1 to 411 and encodes 136 amino acids. The transcript has a single exon. The record is from RefSeq and is a predicted model, not a curated record.